CUCCUCCCCUCCACCUUUGGUAACUAUUACCUUGAUUGAAUAUUUGAAAUCAACAAAAUGACACAAGAGUUGGGAGUUCUAAAUGCACUUGAUGUUGCAAAGACUCAAUGGUACCAUUUCACAGCCAUCAUCAUAGCCGGAAUGGGGUUCUUCACGGACGCCUAUGAUCUUUUCUGCAUCGCGGUGGUGUCGAAGUUGAUAGGUCGAAUAUACUACUACACGCCGGGGUCCUCUCGGCCAGGGUCACUUCCUCCAAACGUCUCGGCAGCAGUGAGUGGGGUGGCUCUAUGUGGAACACUGGCGGGGCAGCUGUUCUUCGGGUGGCUAGGCGACAAGAUGGGGAGGAAGAAAGUGUAUGGGAUAACGUUGAUACUGAUGGUGGUAUGUUCAUUUGGGUCGGGGCUAAGUUUUGGGCAUUCGGCAAAAGCAACAAUGACCACUUUAUGUUUGUUUCGGUUCUGGCUUGGGUUUGGGAUUGGGGGCGAUUACCCACUUUCGGCGACAAUCAUGUCUGAAUAUGCUAAUAAGAAAACACGAGGGGCUUUUAUAGCUGCUGUUUUCGCCAUGCAAGGUUUUGGAAUUUUGGCCGGUGGAAUCGUAGCGUUGAUUGUUUCAGCUGCAUUCAACAACAGAUUCUCAGCACCUUCAUACGAGAUUGACCCAGUGGGAUCAACUGUACCGGAGUCAGACUACGUAUGGCGCGUUGUUCUAAUGUUUGGCGCCAUCCCAGCAGGAAUGACAUACUAUUGGCGUAUGAAGAUGCCCGAAACUGCCCGUUACACCGCUCUAGUAGCAAAGAACGCCAAACAAGCUGCAGCGGACAUGUCGAAAGUGUUACAAGUAGUGGUUGAGGCAGAAGAAGAGAAGUUAGAAAAAAUAUUAAACACAAACAAAAACAACUUCGGCUUGUUUUCAAGGCAAUUCCUCAAGCGCCAUGGCCUUCACUUGGUUGGAACCACAACCACUUGGUUCUUACUAGACAUUGCAUUUUAUAGCCAAAACCUUUUCCAGAAAGACAUAUUCACUGCAAUAGGUUGGCUCCCUCCCGCUAAAACCAUGAGCGCUCUUGAAGAGUGCUUUCGUAUCGCUAGGGCGCAAACGCUCAUUGCGCUUUGUGGGACCGUGCCAGGCUAUUGGUUCACUGUGGCUUUGAUUGAUAUCAUCGGUAGAUUCACCAUCCAAUUAAUUGGGUUCAUUAUGAUGACGAUUUUCAUGUUCGCUAUUGCCUUCCCUUACAACCAUUGGAUUUUAAAAGAGAAUCGAAUUGGGUUUUUGGUCAUGUAUUCCUUAACAUUUUUCUUUGCAAAUUUUGGGCCUAACUCCACUACUUUCAUCGUUCCGGCUGAAAUCUUUCCGGCUAGGCUAAGAUCCACAUGUCACGGGAUCUCCGCUGCCGCCGGUAAAGCUGGAGCAAUUAUCGGUGCUUUCGGGUUCUUGUAUGCAGCACAAAAUCCUGACAGAACAAAAACGGACCUAGGGUAUCCACCCGGUAUUGGUGUUAAGAACUCUCUCAUUGCACUUGGUUGCAUCAAUUUCAUCGGUAGUGUGCUCACCUUGUUGGUGCCGGAACCUAAAGGAAAAUCGCUUGAGGAGUUGACCGGAGAAAAUGAGGAGCCGGAGGUAGAAGCCGUUGGCCAACAACAAGUAUGAUUUAUUUUAUGUUUGUGUUUGGAUUUGAAAACAACACUGGUCGUUGUGAUAUUUUAUGAGAUUGAUGAAUAAUGUGUAAGGAGGGUUUGGGAAUACAUCAUGGUAUAUGAUUUCUGUUUUUUUAUUAUUAUAUUUUGGGUAUUUGGAUCUAAUUUGUGAUGUAUACUUCUUCUUCUUUUUGUUUUUCAUUUUCUUUUUAAUGUAACUUUUUUAUUAA
Molecule: messenger RNA, 1867 nt
Organism: Cucumis sativus (cucumber)
Lineage: Eukaryota; Viridiplantae; Streptophyta; Magnoliopsida; Cucurbitales; Cucurbitaceae
Product: probable inorganic phosphate transporter 1-3
Exons: 3
Coding region: 58-1650 (530 amino acids)
Biological process (GO): phosphate ion transport; transmembrane transport
Cellular component (GO): membrane
Molecular function (GO): phosphate transmembrane transporter activity
Source: RefSeq, a predicted model, not a curated record